Messenger RNA from Sphenostylis stenocarpa, 2703 nucleotides. NCBI's taxonomy places the organism in Eukaryota, Viridiplantae, Streptophyta, Magnoliopsida, Fabales, Fabaceae. The record is from the annotation of a GenBank genome assembly.
AUGUCUCAGUUUGGGUUCUUGUGGGUACUAAUUCUAGUGCUGCUUCUUUGGGUGUGGUCAGAAGCUCUUGCUAAUGCAAAUGAUUAUGAGAUAAAAGGGAGCAACAACAGAAACCAGUGCUCAACGUUGAAGUCGAAGAAUGUUGUGAAGAUUGGAGCAGCCAUAGAGUUGAAUUCUGGUGUGGGAAAGGAGGAGAAGAUAGCAAUGGAAGUUGCAAUUGAAGAUGUGAAUCGACAAAGUUACCAUCAACUCGCCUUGAACUUCAAUCAUAACAUCCAUGGGAAUCCACCCUCUCCUUCUGUCUUGGCUGCGGAUCUUGCAAACAGCAAACAAGUGCAAGUGGUUGUAGGAACAAAACUCGAUGCAGCUACAUUGUUCCACUCGAUUGAUGAAAACUCAAAGGAUUUCCCCAUCAUAUCUCUAACCUCGACAGCUAGUCCAGAGAUGACUUCAAUCCCAUUGCCACACUUCAUCCAAAUGGGCCAUGAUGUCACCCUUCACAUGCACUGCAUUGCAUCCAUCGUACACCAAUUCCAUUGGCGAAAGGUCACAGCAAUUUACGAACACAACAACCUCUUUGCCUCUCAUUCAGAGAUACUAACAAGACUCUCUCACUCUCUACGUCUAGUCAAUGCUGAAAUCGAUCACCAUGUAGCUUUUCCAUCGAUGACACUUCUUUCAAACCCAACUGAGAGCAUAGAACAAGAGCUUACAAGGCUCAAGAACAAGAGCAAUAGGGUCUUCUUGCUUAUUCAAUCUUCCUUGGAGUUUGCCACUUUGCUAUUUGAGAAGGCAAAGCAAAUGGGAAUGAUGGAAAAAGGGUCAGUGUGGGUCAUUGCAGAUGACGUAGCUAACCACCUUGAUUCAUUCGAUUCUUCUGUCACUUUCAACAUGCAAGGUGUUAUCGGGUGCAAAACCAACUUCAUGGAGUUGAGUCAAACGUUCAAAAGUUUCAAGCUCAUGUACAGGAGAAAGUUUGGAUUGGAAUACCCUGAAGAAGAAAACUCCCAACCAAGUGUCUUUGCUCUUAGGGCUUACGAUGCUGUUUGGACCAUUGCUAAUGCUUUGGAGAACUCACAAGGAAACUUUUCAUUAUCAGAGAAGAUUUUAAGUAGUGAUCAUGAGGGCCUUAGUGGAAAGAUAAGGUUCAAAGGCAGAAUGUUAUUGGAACCGCCAACCUUUAUGAUUGUCAAUGUUAUUGGAAAAGGUUAUAAAGAGUUAGCAUAUUGGUCAAUGGAGUCUGGUUUGAGUGAGAACCUUGUUGAGCAUGAGGUGGUGAACACAACAGCAACUAGUGCUGGUUCUGCUAGAGUGCUUUUAAGUUCUGUGGAUUGGCCUGGUGGGUUGAAAACAGUUCCAAAAGGUUGGGUGUACAAUAGCACUGAGGGAAAGCCUUUGAAAAUUGGGGUUCCAGCUGUUGAUCCAUGUCCUCAGUUUGUGAAUGUGAGCCAUGAUAAGAGACUGAAUGAAACCAAGUUCACUGGUUUCUCUAUCAAUGUCUUUGAGACAGUCGUGCAACGCCUGCCUUAUCACCUGCCUUUUGUUUUUGUGCCAUUUUAUGGCUCUUACGAUCAGAUAGUUGAACAAGUGAACAAUAAGUACCUCGAUGCUGCUGUGGGAGACAUCCAAGUGGUGGAACAUAGAUAUGCAUUUGCAGAAUUCAGUCAUCCAUAUGUUGAAUCUGGUAUUGCCAUGGUUGUGAAAGUAAAGCCAGAUAGAUCCAAAGAAACCUGGAUGUUCAUGGACGCUUUCACAAAAGAAAUGUGGAUGUUAAUGGCAGCAAUGCAUCUGUUCAUAGCAUUUGUAAUAUGGUUCAUUGAAGGUGAAAACAAUUCAGAGCUAAAGAGUUUAGGGGCCAUUCUCUGGUUUUCUGUGACCACAUUAUUCUUUAUACACAGAGAACCUGUAAAUAGCAACUUGGCCAGAAUAGUGCUAGCACCUUGGUUAUUUGCUAUUCUGAUAGUGACUCAAAGUUUUACAGCGAGCCUUUCAUCCUUGAUGACAGUGUCCCAUCUUGAACCAUCUGUGCCUGAUAUACAAACACUGCUGAGGACAGAUGCAAUCAUAGGGUGCAAUAAGAACACCUUUUUGGUCCAUUACUUAGUUGAUGAACUCAGAUUCCAGCCACAGAAUAUCAGGGUCUAUGACUCCAUCCAUGAUUUCCCAAGAGCCUUUGAGAACAAAGAAAUUGAGGCUUCUUUUACCAUUGCCCCUCAUGCUGAUGUCUUCCUAGCUACGUAUUGCCAGGGAUACAUCAAAGCAGGACCUACCUUGAAGCUUGGUGGAUUGGGCUUUGCAUUCCCAAAAGGGUCAAGUUUAGCCAUUGACAUAACCCGAGCAACCUUAAAAGCCAUAGAAAGUGGAGAAGUGCAAAAGCUAGAAGAGAAAAUGUUGUCCACAACUAAUUGUGGAUCUACAAACAACAAAAUGCAAAAUGAAAAACUUGGUCCUCAACCUUUUUUUGGCUUAUUUUGCAUUUGUGGGGCCAUUGCUCUGAUAGGUUUAUUGGCCACCAUUAUUCACUUUGUUAAGAGGAAUGCACAAACAUUUAUGAAUUACAUACUAUUGUCACAGAUACAAAGAGGAUUACAAAUAAUCAAACUCCUUGCUCAGUUCAAUCUAAAGAAGAACACAAGGAGUGCACCAGUCCCAGAUGCAAAUUGUAGAGACAAUGUAUCUCAUAACAAUGACUUCCUACAAUAG